AUGUAUAUAACCCUCCCCCGCCUCCAUUCUUCUCUAUACCACCACCUUACACCUGAUCCAUACCACUUACCGUGGACGUCAGCUCCACAUCACAGCACCACCAUCGCACCUGUAUUACACUGCCAUCACCAACACGCUCCACCAUCAACACCUUUCUCUUUCCCCUUCCUCGACCAUCGAGAAUCAAAAAUUUGUCUACACAUAUAUGGUUUCAACUCGAUUAAAGCCAUCAAGUCAAAUACAAAUAGAGUAAACUUCUUGCUAAGUUUCAUGGAAGUUAGGAAGGCAACCAUCUUUUCUGUAGAGAAUAAUAGCUCUGGUUGGAUCUAUUGGAUCAUUGUCUUAGUUUACAAAUCUUUUGACUAUUUGGGUAUCAACAACUGUUUCCAAGUAUGCGUCCUGGUGGUGCUCCAAUGUCAAUUUUCUUUAUGCUAA
Molecule: messenger RNA, 435 nt
Organism: Lactuca saligna
Lineage: Eukaryota; Viridiplantae; Streptophyta; Magnoliopsida; Asterales; Asteraceae
Source: the annotation of a GenBank genome assembly